GUCUCUCAGUCUGUCUGUUCCUCUAUUCAUCAGUCUGUCUCUCUCUCAGUCUGUCUCUCUCUCUAUUCAUCAGUCUGUCUGUCUCUCAGUCUGUCUCUCUAUUUAUUUCAGUCUUUUUUUAGGAUGGACGAGUUUCAUUGUGGAUUAUUGAUUAUGUUUCUGCUGCAGAUCGACUGUUUACACUCAGUUUACAUGACUGACAGCACAGAUUCUCUCCAUCAGGUUCUCUCAGAGUUCGGAGUCGUUCGUCCAAUCAGGACGGACUCAGAGGGGCGUUUCCUGUCAGCGUCAGUCUCCGCCCCCCACCGCGUCCGAAGACACGCCCCCUACACAGAGGACACGCCCCCUGUUAUUCCAGCCCCCCCCACUGCGUCCCCGGGGCCCGGCUGGAGGGGGGGAGGCCACGGCGCUGGGGAGGAGCUCUUCUACAACGUGACAGUGUUGGGUCAGCAGCUGCACCUGAGGCUGAGGCCCAACACGCGGCUCGUGGCCCCCACAGCGACCAUGGAGUGGUGGGAGGAGUCCGGCCAGAAACACUCACAGCCAAUAGGAGACGCCGGCUGCUUCUACACAGGAGAGGUGUCCAACAUGGAGGACACGUCCGUCGCCAUUAGCAACUGUGAUGGACUGGCAGGGUUGAUCCGGACAGGUGAGGAGGAGUUCUUCAUCGAGCCGUGGGAUCGAUGGAGGGCAGGACGAGAGGAAGAGGAGGAGGAGGAAGGACAGCGACACAUCGUUUAUCGUUCUUCAGCCGUCAGGAAACAACAAGCUGUCAAUCAAACUGCUGACGACUUCCUCCGAGGUCCUCUUUUAGGAUCUUUGAACCUGAAGCAGAACGCGACGAAAUCCAACUCAGCUCGACAGCGACGCUACAUCGAAGAGGCCGAACUGUUUAAUAUAGAGGUUUUGUUAGCGGUGGAUUAUUCUGUUCUGCUUUUCCACGGACGAGAUCACAUUCAGAAAUAUCUGCUGACACUGAUGAACAUAGUUAAUGAGAUCUAUCAGGAUCAUUCACUGGGAGCGAACAUCAACGUGGUCCUGGUCAGGAUCAUCAUGUUGUCUCCAACAAAGUCCCAGGAGCUGAUCUCUGUGGGAAACCCUCAGAAGAGUCUGGAGAACGUGUGCGGCUGGUCGUAUCUGCAGCAGAGAGAACAGACUCACGCUGAGCAGCACGAUCACACCAUCUACCUGACCAGGCAGGAGUUCGGGCCGUCCGGCAUGCAGGGUUACGCUCCAGUGACAGGAAUGUGUCGCCUGUAUCGGAGUUGUGUCCUUGUCUUCGAGGACGGUUUUUCUUCGGCUUUCGUAGCUGCUCACGAAACAGGACACGUGUUGGGCAUGGAGCACGACGGCGAGGCCAACGACUGCGAUGACGACGUGCAGCUGGGAAGCAUCAUGUCGCCGCAGGUUCAGGCCACCUUCCAUCGGUACCACUGGUCCCGCUGCAGCUGGAGGGAGCUGCACAAAUACCUGAAUACAUACGACUGUCUCCGUGACGACCCGUUCAACCAUGAAUGGCCAGCUCAGCCCCAGCUGCCGGGGUUUCAGUACUCCAUGGACCAACAGUGUCGCUUUGACUUUGGACCGGGAUACAGCACCUGUACUGCAUACACCACCCUGGACCCCUGUAAGCAGCUGUGGUGCAGCGACUACAACAACCCGUUCUUCUGUAAGACGAAGAAAGGUCCUCCACUGGACGGGACCAAGUGUGGACCGGGGAAGCACUGCUUUAAGGGCUUCUGUAUGAAGUUGACCCCUGACCUCCUGAGGCAGGACGGCAGCUGGGGGGCGUGGAGUCCGUUCGGCGCCUGCUCGCGGACCUGCGGGGGAGGGGUCAGGUUUCGGGCGCGUCACUGCGACAACCCAGUUCCAGCCAACGGGGGGCGCACCUGCUUCGGGAACAGCUACGAGUUCCAGCUGUGCAACCAGGAGGACUGCCCCCCCCUGACGGACUUCAGGGAGGAGCAGUGUAAACUCUGGAAUCCAUAUUUUGAGCAUGAAGGAAAGAAACAUCACUGGCUGCCAUAUCAACACCCUGACCCUGAUGAGCGCUGUCAGCUGUUCUGUCAGUCUAAGGAGACGUCUGCGGCGGUUUCCAUGAACAGAAUGGUGCAUGAUGGGACGGCGUGUUCCUAUGGUGAUGCUCACAGCGUCUGCGUCCGAGGAGAGUGUGAGCAUGUGGGCUGUGAUGGACAGAUAGCGUCGGACCAGCAGGAGGACCGCUGUGGUGUGUGUGGAGGAGAUAACUCCAGCUGUCAGAUCAUUAAAGGAAACUUCACGCGCAGCACCAAGAAAUCUGGUUACCUGAAGAUCCUGGAGAUCCCCAAAGGGGCCCGACACCUGCUGAUCCAGGAGUUCAGAGGGACUCCUCACAUCCUGGCGGCCAAGAACCAGGAGACGGGUCACCUCUUCCUCAACGAUGAAGACGAGUCCCCAGAAUCCCGAGUGGUGAUCGAGAAGGGCGUGGCCUGGGAGUACACCAACACGGACGAGCAGGAGUCCAUCGAGACCAUGGGGCCGCUGACGUACGGGGUUCUGCUCAUGGUCCAUUCCCAUGGCGACUCCAAGGUGACGGUGUCCUAUAAGUACAUCAUACAAGACCGUCUGAGGUCCUCGCUGGAGUCCAACCUGCUGCAGGAGGACGCCGUGUUCUAUGAGUGGGCGCUGAAGAAGUGGUCGCACUGCUCCAAACCCUGCGGAGGAGGGAAACAGUACACCAGGUUUGGAUGCAGGAGAAAGGCGGACGGGAAGAUGGUUCACAGGAUGUUCUGCUCUGUCAUCAAGAAGCCGAGAGCUAUCAGCCGCAAGUGCAACGCCGACGCUUGCACCUCACCACGCUGGGUGACUGGGGACUGGGAGGACUGCAGCGCCUCCUGUGGUCAGACGGGGUGGCAGCGUCGCUGGGUGAGCUGCCAGCAGGCGUCCAGCAGGGGGCAGCAGCAGCUGCGUUCGGUGCACAGCAAGCUCUGCGGUGACGAACGGCCCGACACAAAACGGACCUGCAACCGCCUUCCCUGCCCCGCCACCUGGAGGGCUGGACCCUGGACCCCGUGUUCAGUCAGCUGUGGAAACGGCACUCAGGAGCGGCAGGUCGCGUGUUCAAGUCAUGAAGGUCCAGCCGGAAACUGCAGUGAUCCUCAACCAAUCACAAACCGGACCUGCCAGGCCCCACCCUGCAGCGGCGACCAGAGGAACUCCAUCAUCCAGUGGCUGUCCAGGUCCAACCCGGACAUCCCUGCAAAGAUCUCUUACAGACAGCGUUGCCGUGGUGAUCGAUCUGUGUUUUGCCGGAGGGAGGUGUUGAGUCGGUACUGCGCCAUCGCUGGAUACCGACAGAUGUGCUGCAAGUCCUGCAGCGAAGGCAACUUCAGCAACUCUGACAACUUCAGCAACUUCAGCAGCACGAGCUCGCCGGGCAGCAGCAGCAGCUCGUGGAGUUUGACCAGAGAGACGGCGACCUCAGUGUCCAGCUCCUCCAUUGUCAGUGACAUCAUCACACCACCUGCCAGCUUCACUGUGACUCCGCCCCCCACCAGCAGGAGCAGCACCGACUUCGUUUAUGUGGAGUACGAAGAUUACGACGAGUACUCAUCCUACGAGGACCCUGAGACCCCGACUGAGAUUCCUGUUACGCCAGCAACUAGCACCACUACCACCAGUACCACUACCACCAGUACCAGUACCACCAGGACCGCCAGGACCACCAGUGCCACCAGGACCAGGACCGCUGCUACAAGGCGUACAAGAAAAACUGCUCCGCCAUAUUUGUUCAGGAAGAAAGCGACCACUCCCACAGUUCCCCCUGCUACAGUUCCCAUGGUAACUACUGACGGUCAAAGGUCAACGCUGGCACCAGUCAGCACGUCUGCCAUCCCAGAGAUCCCCACCGCACUGUGGGUUGAUGACAUUAUCACUGUGACAUCAUCACUGAACAAAACAUCCGGGGGGCGGAGCCUCAAAUCUCAACUUAAUCCAUCAGAAACUGAACCGACUCCGCCGCCGCCGCCGUUGGGUCCGUCCUCCCAGAGGGACAACAACUCUGUGGACGAGGUCUCGUACCGGAUCGUAGGAGUGGACAGCGACAUCACGAGGCAGCAGAGCUACUUCGUGCCGCGCAUGCCUCCGUGCGAGCGAACACAAAACAAACGCAUCCAGGAGCUUCUGAACGAGAAGCGCCGGCAGGAUCUCCUGAGGCGGCCGAGCAGGAGCCGGGUCGGCAGGACUGAGCGGAAACCCGCCGGAUUAUAAAACAUUGAAGCACGUUUUUUAUUUUCACUUCUGACACCGCAUGUGCAGCUCGCUCACUUCCUGCUAACGCUAACAAACUCUACCCGAGACACAGACUGCAGAGUCCACCUUCGUGUUUCCUGACGUGUUGGUCAGAGUUCAUACUUACAGGAUCUUAAAUCAAUGUAAAGUAUCGUGAACCAUGUCGGACCAGAAUGUGGACAGUUUGCUUCAGCUUCCUGCAGAAACCCAGAUCAGAUCCUGGUCUGUUCAGCUUCAGCUGGUUUUCACUGGUUUCAUUCAUGAUUUUUGUAAAAGAUAAUCUCAAAUAAAGCAAAGUCUCAUCCAGCUGCUGAUGUUGUUACGACUCCUGAACAACAAGAUCAUUUCUUUAUGCUGCACACAUGAUCACACAAUCACACGAUCACAUGAUCACAUGAUCACAUGAUCCCACGAUCACAUGAUCACACGAUCACACGAUCACAUGAUCCCACAAUCACACGAUCACAUGAUCACACGAUCACAUGAUCCCACAAUCACACGAUCACACGAUCACACGAUCACACGAUCACAUGAUCACAUGAUCACAAAACACGAUCCAAACCAACAAUGAUUUUUACACUGUUCAAACUGAUGAAGGAACCUUAAUGAUGUCAUAAUAACAGCAGCUCAGUUAAACUUCAGGGAGAUCAAUCAGUUUAUUGAUCAUGAAUCAGUUUCAGCUGCUUUGGGUCGGGACAUGGACCCAGCAGCAGGACCGCUAUCUGCUCCUCUGUGUGAGGAGGAGCAGGAGGAGCAGGAGGAGCACUGCCACAGCCCAAAACAAGAGCUCCAGCAGGCUGCUGGCUGCA
Molecule: messenger RNA, 5078 nt
Organism: Scomber scombrus (Atlantic mackerel)
Lineage: Eukaryota; Metazoa; Chordata; Actinopteri; Scombriformes; Scombridae
Product: A disintegrin and metalloproteinase with thrombospondin motifs 2-like
Biological process (GO): extracellular matrix organization; proteolysis
Cellular component (GO): extracellular matrix
Molecular function (GO): metalloendopeptidase activity
Source: RefSeq, a predicted model, not a curated record